Molecule: messenger RNA, 813 nt
Organism: Fusarium proliferatum ET1
Lineage: Eukaryota; Fungi; Ascomycota; Sordariomycetes; Hypocreales; Nectriaceae
Exons: 3
Coding region: 1-813 (270 amino acids)
Biological process (GO): oxaloacetate transport; succinate transmembrane transport; phosphate ion transmembrane transport
Molecular function (GO): sulfate transmembrane transporter activity; thiosulfate transmembrane transporter activity; antiporter activity
Source: RefSeq, a predicted model, not a curated record
AUGAAGCCUUCGUCGUUGGAUGCCUCGUCGCCUUCUUCCAACAAGUAUCUCUUCUGGUUUGGAGGCAGCGCCAGCGCAAUGGCUACCUUGCUCACCCAUCCGCUGGACCUAGUAAAAGUCCGUAUACAGUCCGCAAUCACGCCAGCUCGGCUCUCUAUGACAGGGAUGACCGCUCGUGUCAUCACCAAUGAGGGCUGUAAUGGUCUUUAUGCUGGCUUGAGUGCAGCCAUUCUCAGACAAUUCACCUAUUCAACCAUCCGCUUCGGAGUCUAUGAGGAUCUCAAAUUACGUCUCAGUCAUGAUACUAGGACAUCUCACUCCCCCAUGGUGCUGUUCUCUUUAUCAGCUCUACCGCUAGCAGAGCAAAGGAACUACAAGCAUGUGUUUUAUGGUAUAACACAUAUCACCAGGACUGAGGGUUUAAGUUCUCUCUAUCGUGGAGUAGGCACCAACGCCCUUCGUGCAUCUCUCAUGAACUCCUCGCAGCUGGCUUCUUACGACAUGGCCAAGGCAUCAUGCAUAAGGACAUUUGGGAUGGAUGAUGACAUCAUAACUCAUCUAGUGGCUUCUUCCCUUGCUGGUGUUGUAGCGACAACUGUUUGCUCGCCUGUAGACGUGGUCAAGACUCGCAUUAUGGGCUCAACAAAUGGGGAACAUGUAUGGCAGAUCAUAAAACGAUCAAUCUUGCCUGAAAGUCCAUCGUGGGUUUUUGAAGGAUGGGUUCCUAGCUUUCUGCGUCUUGGGCCUCAGACUAUCCUGACGCUUCUGAUUCUUGAGCAACACAAGAAGCUGUAUGCCAAGAUGGGCGUUUGA